This is a messenger RNA of Cucurbita pepo subsp. pepo (vegetable marrow), 2311 nucleotides long. Its product is annotated as Pentatricopeptide repeat (PPR) superfamily protein. Gene Ontology annotation, molecular function: protein binding; zinc ion binding; RNA binding. The record is from RefSeq and is a predicted model, not a curated record. Gene Ontology annotation, biological process: RNA modification. NCBI's taxonomy places the organism in Eukaryota, Viridiplantae, Streptophyta, Magnoliopsida, Cucurbitales, Cucurbitaceae.
UACGGUGUGAGCUACUAAGCUUGGUUCAGGCGGCACGGUUCUUGAUGUCCAUCCUCACCAAUCCUGCUUCACCCAUCUUCUCCAAAGCAUUAGAGAUCAAGAAUUUCCUCGCCAAUGGCGUCAACUGCUUCAAGCAGCUCAAGCAUAUCCAUUGCCGCCUUCUCCGCCUCCAUCUCGACCAAGAUAACUACCUUCUCAAUACGCUCUUAUCUUGCGGCUUGGAUUCUGGUUGCACAAAUUAUUCUAAACUUGUAUUUUCUCAAGCCAAAGAGCCCAAUAUUUUCCUAUGGAACACGAUGAUUCGUGGCUUGGUUUCCAAGGAUUGCUUCGACGAUGCCAUCGACGUUUAUGGGUCGAUGCGUAGAGAGGGGUUUUUACCCAAUAAUUUCACUUUCCCUUUUGUUUUAAAAGCUUGUGCUAGGAAAUUGGAUAUUCGAUUGGGAGUGAAGAUUCACACUCUUGUGGUGAAAGCCGGUUUUGAUUAUGAUGUGUUUGUGAAGACCAGUUUGCUUUCUUUGUAUGCAAAAUGUGAUAAUCUGGAGAAUGCACUCAAGGUGUUCGACGAUAUGCCUGAUAAAAAUGUGGUCUCUUGGACUGCUAUUAUCACUGGAUAUAUAGGCAGUGGACAGUUUAGAGAAGCCAUUGAUGCAUUCAAGAGGUUGCUUGAAAUGGGAUUGAGGCCUGAUAGCUUCUCUCUUGUCAAAGUUCUGUCUGCCUGCGCUCAGCUUGGGGAUUUCACUAGUGGUGAGUGGAUUGAUAGAUAUAUAAGUGAUUGUGGCUUUGUUAGAAAUGUUUUUGUAGCUACUUCUUUGUUGGAUAUGUAUGUUAAAUGUGGAAACAUGGAGCGAGCUAAUCUGAUAUUUAAUGCUAUGUCGGAGAAGGAUAUUGUUUCUUGGAGUACCAUGAUUCAAGGCUAUGCUUUCAAUGGAUUGCCUAAACAAGCGCUUGAUCUUUUCUUUCAAAUGCAGUCUGAAAAUUUGAAGCCUGAUUGUUAUGCAAUGGUUGGUGUUCUGUCUGCUUGUGCAAGGCUAGGAGCUUUAGAUUUAGGCAUUUGGGCUAGCGGUCUAAUGGAUCGACACGAGUUCUUGUCGAAUCCAGUCCUUGGUACUGCUUUAAUCGACAUGUACUCUAAAUGUGGUAGUGUGACUCGAGCUUGGGAAAUCUUCCGAUCGAUGGAGAAGAAAGACCGCGUAGUUUGGAACGCCAUGAUAGUCGGGCUGUCCAUGAAUGGGCACGCCAAAGCUGUGUUUUCAUUGUUUAGCCUCGUGGAGAAGCAUGGAAUUCGGCCUGACGAAAACACCUUCAUUGGCCUGCUCUGUGGGUGCACUCAUGGCGGUUUUGUCGAUGAGGGGCGUCGAUAUUUCAAUAGCAUGAAGCGGGUGUUUUCGUUGACCCCUUCGAUUGAGCAUUAUGGAUGUAUGGUGGAUUUGCUUGGACGAGCGGGGUUAUUAGACGAGGCUCAUCGGUUGAUAAACAGCAUGCCAAUGCAGCCUAAUGCUGUUGUUUGGGGAGCCUUGUUGGGUGGAUGUAGGUUGCAUAGAGAUUCCCACUUGGCUGAACAAGUACUUAAGAAACUUAUUGAGUUGGAGCCAUGGAACUCAGGAAACUACGUUCUGUUAUCAAAUAUUUACUCUGCAAGUCAUCGAUGGGAGGAAGCUGAAAAGAUCCGUUCAGCGAUGAAGGAGAAGCGGAUCCAGAAGAUCCGUGGCUGCAGUUGGAUUGAGAUCGAUGGGAUCGUUCACGAGUUUCUAGUAGGAGACAAAUCACACUCGUUGUCCGACAAAAUAUAUGCAAAACUUGAUGAACUGGGGAGAGAAUUGAAGGCAGUUGGUCAUGUUCCAACUACAGAAUUUGUUCUUUUUGACAUAGAAGAGGAGGAGAAGGAACAUUUCCUUGGUUGCCACAGUGAGAAGCUAGCUGUGGCAUUUGGUUUGAUAAGUUCUCCUUCAAAUCAUGUUAUUCGUGUUGUUAAAAACCUCCGUGUAUGUGGUGAUUGUCACGAGGCCAUAAAGCUAAUUUCCAAGAUCACUGGAAGAGAGAUCAUCAUAAGAGAUACCAACCGGUUUCAUACAUUUAUCGAUGGUUCUUGCUCGUGUAAAGAUUAUUGGUGAAAUUUGGAUUAGAAGCGUACCGGGCACGACAUUUCCUACGCAUACAAACUAAUUCUUAAAAAUCAAGACGUGCGUGUACAAGUUGAAGCAACAAUCAUGGCAACAGGAAGAAUAUGAAAUUGGUACGCAUUUUGGAGUUAUAUUAUAUAUAAGAUUGAGUUGAGAGUUUGUAUCCUGUAAUGGCGGCCGACAAAGCUAAA